Messenger RNA from Drosophila obscura, 1760 nucleotides. RefSeq names its product zinc finger protein 664. The record is from RefSeq and is a predicted model, not a curated record. Gene Ontology annotation, biological process: regulation of transcription by RNA polymerase II. The transcript has 2 exons. Gene Ontology annotation, molecular function: RNA polymerase II cis-regulatory region sequence-specific DNA binding; DNA-binding transcription factor activity. The coding region runs from base 85 to 1329 and encodes 414 amino acids. NCBI's taxonomy places the organism in Eukaryota, Metazoa, Arthropoda, Insecta, Diptera, Drosophilidae.
AUCCUGCUUGGACCCCGUUUGUUUACAAUUUUUGUUAUUGGUUGAUAUUUCUGCAUGGGAAACUGCUGAAAACCCGUGUGCAGCAUGCUGAAACACUGCCUAGUCCAUGUGGACUACACGCGUCUGCAUGCCCAGCAAAAAAUGCAGCCCAAAUGCGGCGAGAUCUUUUACGAGCAGGAGUGCAACAGCUUCCACUUGGCUUGCUGUCUGUGCGACAUGAAGCACUUUUCUUUCGAUGAUUUCGUGCGGCACAUUCGCAACAUACACUUUGACAAGCAGGGCAAGCCGCAGACGCAGGCGGUGACUGUGCGUGCCCCAGUCCAGCCUAACUCUGCGGAGGAGAAGUUUCUCACCGCAGUGAAAUGUGAUGAUGUACAUGAGCCGGAGGACCCUUUCACAUUGCGCAUCAGUGACCACAAAGACGUCCAGUCGAAGGGCAAUCUGGAAACUGAAGGGCUCUGGGAGUGUGCAGAGAAUACGUCAAACUCUGAGAGUGACGGCUGCGACCUGGAGCCAGAGACCAUAUUGGGCAGCCCCUGUGAUAGGACAGAUGAAGAAAACGAGGACGAGGCCCAGCAAAGUAUUUUCAAGCGCCCGCCAAAGGAGUUCUGCUGUAAGCACUGUGAUCGCAAAUACACAUCGCUGAAAUACCUGAACAUCCACAUAAAGAUGUACCAUCCCCAUCCGAAGGCGUUCAAGUGUAGCGACUGUGGAGACGCCUUCGAUGUGGUACGAGCCCUGGAGGCGCAUCGGCGCAAGUUACACACUGAUUUCAAUUGCAAACUGUGCGCCAAGAUCUUCAAGAACUCACGAACUCUCCUCCGUCAUGUGCAGGGACACUCUGGUGUGCGACAGUACAAGUGCGACUUUGAGAAUUGUGAGAAAUCUUUUACGAACAAGCACAACCUCAACUCGCACCGCCGCAUCCACAGAACCGAGCGCAACUAUGUGUGCGAGCUGUGCGGCUAUAGGUCGCGAUAUCGCGAGGCCCUUAUCGUCCAUCGACGCUCCCACACGGGCGAAAAGCCCUUCAAGUGUGAGACCUGCGCACGCUGCUUCGCCUCGAAGUCGCUGCUGAACGAGCAUCAGCCGAUGCACUCCACGGAACGGCCCUACAAGUGCAACGAUUGCGAGGCGACCUUCUCCCGCCCCAAGGCUCUCUACCACCACAAGCAUCUCCACCUGGGCAUUAAAAAGUUCAAAUGCAAAGUCUGUGGCAAUGCCUACGCCCAGGCGGCGGGACUCUCGGCCCACAUGCGGGGACACAAGCAGCAGGCAGCCAACGGUGUGUCCGAGGGAAACGAAAUGGAGAUGCUAUUCACUUGCUAAGCAGGCAGAACCACAGAGUAUCUACAUAUCCACAUUUAGAUAACUUUGUACAUAUAGAAUACUUUACAAAACGUAUGUAUGUAUGCUAGCUUAUGAUUAAUGUAAUGUUAAAUUUUCACACUCUCAUCUCUCUCUUCUCACACGAACACCUGCAUUCUCUCUCGUUACCCCCACCAGGGUGCGCACACUGGAAGAGGUUCAGAGUGUGUGAGAAAGAGACAGAGUUAUCGCGUGAAUUGUUUCUGCAAUCUGAUAGAUAUAGAUAUAUUUUCACUCCUUGUGGGUACGAAAGUAAAGUGUAGUAUCACAGGAGCCUGGAUAUAAAAUUUGGUGGCUCUAGCUGUUUUAGUCUCUGAAAUCUAGGCGCUCAUUUAGCUAAAUAAGUAUAUCGACUCAGCUAUUGAUGCUGAUCAAGAAUUUAUAUAGUUUAU